AGUUCUUUUUUUCUUUCUUUUUCUGAAACUCUCCCUCAGUGCCACAGAUGACUCCAUGGUGGCAUUAAGCUCUUUCAAAUAUAUUUAUUUUCUUAAAGAACAGAACUCUUGCAGAUGGAGAGUUUAGAAAAGGACCAUUCCUAUUCUGAACAUCCACAGCAGUCAGAGGCCCCAACUGAAGAACAUGACGUUGAAGGAUUGCCAACUCUAGCAUGGGAAAUUCCUGGACUUUGGAGGGUAAAGCCUGAAGAGAAUGGAGUUUGGGGAGAAAAGAUCGCAGAGAGAAACCGUUGCCACCACACGGCGAUUGAGAGACAGAGAGCUUCUCAGGAAAAGGAAAGCCGAAGCCGAGGAAAAAGACACUCACCAGUGGGGCCUGGGGGGCAAGAGCAAGAGGACACGGAAAGGAAGAGGAACGGGGAGAAGCCGAGGACCACGGCAGACUCCAGAAUCACAGACAGAACCUCAGCCAGGCAGAGCAGAGGAGAAACAUGAGCCCACGGUGGCCCCAUUGGAGGAGAAAGUGGAGACCUCCCUUGAUCCUCAGGUGGAAUCUUCUCUGGAUCCCCAGGUGGAGUUUUCUGUACAUCCCCAAGUGGAGUCCUCUGCUCCCCUAGUGGAAACUGAGGAGCUACAUACACCAAAGGAAGUAGCAGAAUCACCCCCAACUGAGCCUACAAUUUGUCCUGUGGCAGAAUUAGAGCAGACACCCAGAUCAGAAGAACCAGAAAUGCUGGCGUCUGUGGAAAAUGAUCAUUUGGAACAAGAGCUGUACCCCUCUUUUUAAUAAAUAAUUGUUUCUGUCCAACAUGAAACACUGUUAGAAUAUAUGAUCCUUAUUAAUCUUGUGUGACCAAUAAAAACUUUGCUGUUA
Sphaerodactylus townsendi is the source of this 874-nucleotide messenger RNA. It is a transcript of the gene HEMGN, whose product is annotated as hemogen. Gene Ontology annotation, cellular component: nucleoplasm. The record is from RefSeq and is a predicted model, not a curated record. Gene Ontology annotation, biological process: regulation of osteoblast differentiation; cell differentiation. Bases 254 to 787 code for a protein of 177 amino acids. The transcript is spliced from 5 exons. NCBI's taxonomy places the organism in Eukaryota, Metazoa, Chordata, Lepidosauria, Squamata, Sphaerodactylidae.